Molecule: messenger RNA, 2047 nt
Organism: Arachis stenosperma
Lineage: Eukaryota; Viridiplantae; Streptophyta; Magnoliopsida; Fabales; Fabaceae
Product: protein-tyrosine sulfotransferase-like
Exons: 13
Coding region: 313-1779 (488 amino acids)
Cellular component (GO): membrane
Molecular function (GO): heparan sulfate 6-sulfotransferase activity
Source: RefSeq, a predicted model, not a curated record
AAGCCUGAAACAGUGAAAACAACACUCCUCAGAAACCAGCAACUCAACUAACUAUUCAACCCAUCACAAAAACAGAACCUUCCAUUCUCUUUUGUUUUGUGUUGUGUUGUUCAUUACUUCACUGCCAAUAUUUUUUUUUUUUUUUUUUGCAAUCUCCUUUUCCCGGGAAAAGAAAGCCUCCUUUUUUCUCGACCAACAACAAGGUUUUGUUUUCCAGUGGGUCCUCCUCGAUCUUGUGGACUUCCCCCCCAAAAACGCAGAAUUUAUGAACACGAGAUCCCGGAAUCCGAUAUUGGAUUAGGGAUUUCGUGCAUGGAUCCUGCUUUCAAGCUCUGUGCUUUGCUGGUUAUUCUUCUAUUAGUGAAUGAUGCUUUUGCAAGUGAUUUUGGGCACUGUGAGAGAGUUGUUAAGAGUUGGGCAUACACUUCACUUGAUAAUGAAAUCAGGGAGGAUAAACACACGCUGGGGGAUUUGCUGUUCUUCCUCCAUGUCCCUAGGACGGGAGGGCGGACGUAUUUUCACUGUUUCUUGAAAAAAUUGUAUCCUAACUCUCUGGAAUGCCCUCGCUCUUAUGAUAAGUUGCGGUUUGAUCCAAGCAAACCAAAAUGCAGGCUAUUAGUUACACAUGAUGACUAUAGCGUAACAUCCAAACUUCCGAAGGCAAGAACUUCAGUUGUGACCAUACUUAGGGAUCCAGUAGAUCGUGUCUUUAGUACGUAUGAAUUUUCAAUAGAGGUUGCAGCUAGAUUUUUGGUGCAUCCCAACUUGACAUCUGCAACACAGAUGACUUUACGCUUGCGCUCUAAGACCAAAGCAGUUAGUACACUGGAUAUCUGGCCAUGGAAGUAUCUAGUUCCAUGGAUGCGGCAAGAUCUUUUUGAAAGGAGAGAUGCAAGGCGCAGAAAUGGACAGCAUACAAUAGAGAAGAAUGAUUAUUAUGACAUGGAAGAUUUUGCAAUGCCAUUACAUGAAUACAUCAAUCAUCCUGCGGCCAGGGAUAUUGUACAUAACGGAGCCACAUUCCAGGUUGCAGGUUUGACAAACAAUUCUUAUAUGGCAGAAGCACACGAAGUGCGCCAUUGUGUGCAGAAGUACAAGAUUCUUGGCAAAUAUGUGCUACAGGUUGCAAAGAAGAGAUUGGAUAAUAUGUUAUAUGUUGGUCUUACUGAAGAGCACAGAGAAUCUGCAACUAUGUUUGCAAAUGUGGUUGGUGCUCAGGUUAUAUCACAGCUUAAUGCUCCAAACACUAGCCUGGAGCUUGUUGAUAAAACAGAACAGAGUUCAGUUUCAGAUUCUGAUCCUGAUAGCAGUGAACAUCAGAAUAGUACCUCAGAGACAGUAGCAAGUGAGGUUACUUCAAGUGACAGUGGUGAAGCAACAAAGUUGAAGAUGUCUGCUAAAGAGCUCAUGGGUGCUUAUGAAGGCUGCAUCUCUAAUUUACGCAAGGCCCAGUCAAGCCGGCGUAUCGCUUCUCUGAAGAGGAUUUCUCCGGUGAACUUUACUAAGGAGGCACGUCUUCGAGUUAGUGAAGAGGUUCUCCAAGAGAUACGGUCUCUUAAUGACCUGGACUUAGAGCUUUACGAGUAUGCAAGAGCCAUUUUCGAUAAACAACAUAAAGCUACAAUGCGGACGUUCACUGAGAGAUGGGACAACAUAUCAAGCACUGCCUCUGAAAUCACUUUCUGGAAGUUCCUUCCAUUGGCAAUUACUUUUGCCUUCCUCAUUUUGGUAUUGCUACUAAUUGUAAAUGUGAGAAGAAGAACGUUGAAGAUUAAGUAAGAACUGUACUAAGUGCCAUUAUUUUGUUCCCAGUUUUGUCCCUUCAUAUAGAAAGCUCAAUUCUUAAGUCUAGGUUCCGGGCUCUCUCUCUCUGUUUUAACCAUUUAGACAUUUCAGUGCAACUAUGAACUGUUAUGAUCAUGAUGGUAUUUUUGUACCAACCAUUUCUACACAUACAAGUAUAUGAUUAUAAAGGAAAUUCAGAGCAAUAGAUUGGGCCCUUAUUUAUUCUCUUCAUAUUCUGCACUCCUAUCAAAAUGCCCAUUAA